Sclerotinia borealis F-4128 is the source of this 1563-nucleotide messenger RNA. The record is from the annotation of a GenBank genome assembly. NCBI's taxonomy places the organism in Eukaryota, Fungi, Ascomycota, Leotiomycetes, Helotiales, Sclerotiniaceae.
AUGUCGAUCCGAACGAGUUUUUUCAUUAUAUCGCUAUGGGCGAUACAUGUAUUGGGCCUUAAAAGACUUCUAGAUAGAACGGCUUCCAUCUCAUAUAAUAAAACAUCAAGUUCCGAAACUGCAACUAUAACUUCUAGUGAACUAAGUCUUGAAUGCUGCUAUCUUUCAUCUUUCGAAGUUGGUCAAGUUCUCUGGUAUUCCGAAAUUAUCAACAUUACUGUGGCAACAGUCUCUACUAUCGUGUACCAAUAUGAUAAUACAGUCCUCACAAGUAUCCAGACUCUAUCUACAAGUUCUACAGUACCAUCAAAACCCAUAACACGAUUAUCCAUCUAUGAUCUUCCUACAACGAUAAUCGGGACUGAUUUAGGAGUCUACGAAGCCGAAACAACCUUUAUUCAUGGCACAGCAUUUACCGAUCCAUACGAAACAGUGUAUCACUCUCCAACACCUGUAUGGAUCUACACCGAUAUCAUAUACGCAACUGCAUCACCAACUAUAAAAAAUAGUGCAUACGCAUGCCCUAGCCCAAGUGACAUCAAAAGCGCAUCCGGCGACGAGAUUUCACCCUAUCCAUCAGGAUUUUUCCUCGCCGAUGAGGAUUCAAAUUAUGGCUGGAACUCCCCAGGCGCAAUCUCAACCACAUUGCCAACCCAGCUGCGCGACUGGAUGCUUGAUUACGCCGCAUCAGAUACCGCAAAUACCCUAACAAUUCUUGACCAAUGCAAAUUAGGUGUAGGACGAGGUGUCCCCACCGCCUAUAUUCCCUACUCUAAAAUCACCGCUACUAUAACUACUACAUCAACUAUACUUGGAGUGUAUGGCCACAGCGAUAUUCCUAGCUCAACUAGCCAGAUCGUUGAGGUCUCAUCGUCAUCUACAGCUGCAGCAUCUUCGAGUACCUCGAUCAACACUACAUUUUCUCAAUCUAUUCAAGCAACCACCGUGGUGAUUCCCAUCGCUUCAAUUACCGUUACUAAAACUGUCGAUCUUGCAACUUUCUCCGAAUCAUCUCAGACAUCAAGUGUGCAAAUAAUCACAGCGGUAAACGCGGCGGUUUUGCCUACGGUUACGGCGAAUGCGGCGGUGAUAACUUCUUUUGUUUCUGGGUCCUCGUUUACUACUUCGCGGUAUGUGGUGCUGAGUUCGGAAAGUGGGACGCGAGAUGAGAUGACGAUUGUUGGGGGGAUGAAAACGGAGAUAAAAACGGAGAGAAAGACGGAGAUGGGGGGAAAGGUGAUUACGACUGUAGUUAGUGGGGGUAAGGGUGGAGAGGGCAAAAUUGUAGUGGUUGUGGAUUGGGUUAGUGGGAGUACGGGUACGGGGGAGGGUAGCACGCAGAUGCAGGUGCAGAUGGUGACGGGGACGAGCACGGGGACGGGGACGGUGCAGGUUUGGGCGGAUAGUACGGUGGCUGCUGGUGGGAUAGUACAGAGCUCGAAGGUUUCUGGAGGGGGGAGGGGGAGGGGGAUGGGGAGGAGCCUACUUGUUGCGUGUAUUGUUGGGUGGGUGGGAAGUAUGCUUUUGGUUUGGGUGCUUGGGAUUGGGUUUGGGGGGUUGUAG